AUGCCGGUGUCGCGGCGUGCGGGCGCCCUUGCCGUCUUUCUGGUGUCCUCCUCUGCCUGCUGCGUUGCAUGCGCGGUUGUUGCAGGGAUUUUGGCUCGGUGGUGCAGCGUCUCAGAGAGUUCUCGCUGGGGGCCGAACUCCAAGGCGACACGGCGGGCGACCCUGCGCCGCCAUCCACCUCCGCCCCCAGGCCGCGCCUCCGGUGGCUGCCGCCGUGGCGAAGAUCCGGGCAGCGGCAACGGCCUGCUCUACUCAGCUCGCCCCUCCCUCGCCCACCUACCUAUCUCUUCCCCUCCGCCUCCCACCUCCUCUCGGCCACAAACCUCGUCGCGCCCUUCGCCGCCGCCGGCCACCGGGGCUGGAUCCGGCCUUCUCCUCGCCGGAUCUGAGGUACCCAGCCCGGAUCGAAUCAGGUGGGUUCGCGUCGUCGCCGCCGCCGCUUGCCCCGGGGUGACAUGCCUCGCUCGUCCCUCGGCCGGAGAUUUCAGGUGCGGCGACCUCCCCCACCUCAGCGUCCUCGUCGCGCUGCUCGGCCCGGCGCCCCCCGCGCGCCGGCGGGCCUUCUGCGCUCCCCGAGCAGCCGAACAAAGCAGUCUCCAGAGCACUCCCCAUGGCGACGGGAGCUGCGGCGGCCCCUGUGGCCCUGUCGUUCUGACUGUAGUGCCGAGGGUGGUCAUCCCCUGCCAUGGCUGCAAGAAUAAGGUCCGGAAGGUGCUCAGGAGCGUCGAAGGUGUGCAGAGCGUGAUGGUGGAAGCCGCGCAGCUCAAGGUGACGGUGACGGGCACCAUGGACGUCGCCACGCUCGUCCAGAGGCUGCACAAGUCCGGCAAGAACGGGAUUGAAUCGAUGGGAGCAUUGAGGCAUCAAAUUAUGGAGCACUGUGCUUCUACAACCAGUCAACCUGAGUUCAGCGCUGGGAAUCGACGGAUCGCUGAUGCUGCUGCACAAGAACAGAGGCCAGGCCUGGCAACGGCGGCAAGGUGCAGCAAGGGCCGUGUUCUGCACCGCAACAGUUUCUCUCUUGCACCAUAUCAACGAGGCAGCUGCAGCUACGACCACAAGGACAAGACCGAGGACAUUAGCAAGCUCAAACAAUUGCACGACAUGAUAUUUAUGGAGUAAUAAUUUACGUGUAGCUUGAAACACUUAAAAUACAUGUACUACUGAGCAUGUGCUGAUCAAGCUAAAAUUUUGCAUGAAAAUAAUGAUAGCAUGAUGUACUCCGUAGCUAUCACAAGUUUAGUGCAAAAUAUAUGUGCAUGCAUCAAAGAAUUUGAGAUUUCUUACUCUGUAAAAUUGCAUGCAUCAUAUAGAAUUUGCACCAAAAUAUGUGCAUAUUAUCUAUCAUUCAUUUUUUUAAUAUUUUUUGAUAUAUGAAAAUGAUGUGUAUAUCCAUGUUA
Molecule: messenger RNA, 1400 nt
Organism: Panicum virgatum (switchgrass)
Lineage: Eukaryota; Viridiplantae; Streptophyta; Magnoliopsida; Poales; Poaceae
Exons: 6
Coding region: 1-1122 (373 amino acids)
Molecular function (GO): metal ion binding
Source: RefSeq, a predicted model, not a curated record